AUGUUGCGAUCAUCCACGCUUAAUGAACUAAACCGGAUAUCAAAGAAAGGAUCUCAUCGGAAACUUCUUGCUCUCAAUAAUGACUAUACGUCGUCAUCUGGAGAAGAAGAUAAUGUCGUCACUCCCCCAGCUGAUGACGACACAUCGCCAGUUAUUGAAGUGGUUGACAAAGUAGAAGUGGUUGACCAAGUGGAAAUGCCCGAUCCUGACUCAGCAGUGGAACUCAGAUACAGAAGACAAAGUGUAACACUUCCGUCUGUGAUUGAUUAUGUCACCAAGGCAGAAAAACCACAUAAAUAUGUGUCCAAAUUCAGUGAUUUCACCUUCAAGUCUACAUCGACUACAAUUUUCGACGCUGAUUACUUCACCAGUGGUGAAUUCUUUGGGUUUUAUGUCUUAUUUUGGCUCGGCACUUUCUUUUUCAUGUUUAACAAUAUCGUGCACACAUAUUUGGAAGAUAAUCUGUCGAUUCUUGAGUGGCCUGUGGUGAAGGUUCUCCGCAAAGAUCUUAUAAAGGUUGGGCUUACUGAUUUAGCAAUGUACUUGUCAACUUACUUUGCAUUUUGGGUGCAGUAUGCUUGUAGACACUAUGGUCUCAGUUGGAGAAGAUUUGGAUGGUUUAUUCAAGGAGUGUACGAUGGUGUGUUUAUAUUCUUUUGGCUUUAUGUUGCUCUGGAAAGUGUCAUGGGAUUCCCAUGGGUUGCCCGUGAGUUUUUGGUGUUGCACAGUCUUGUGUUUGUUAUGAAGAUGCACUCCUACGGGUUUUAUAAUGGAUACCUUUGGCUGAUUUACAAGGAAGGGAAAUUUUCCGAGAAUUAUUUGCAACGGUUAGAGGCUGAAAAGGUUAAACUCCCAGAUGGGUAUAAACACGAAGAUACCGUCAAACUACUUAAGGAAAGUCAAGCCUUUUGCAAGUAUGAACUUAUCUACCAAUCCCAUGCAACUACAGCUGACAAGGAUGAGAAAUUAGAUCCUGCAAUGCUCGACAACAGCAUUUCCGAUUUACAAAAGCAAGGAUUGGUGACAUUCCCUCACAAUAUCACACUCAGAGACUUCUUUAGGUAUUCCAUGUAUCCCACUGUGAUUUACACUUUGGAUUUCCCCACAACUCCUAGAAUCAGAUGGUCCUACGUGGGAGCCAAAGUAUGUGCUAUUUUCGGAAUAAUUUUUCUUAUGGUUUAUGUUGCUCAUGUAGGGAUGUAUCCAUUGGUACUCAAGGCCAAGGCUGCAAAAACAUUACCCACGAGUGAGCGAAUUCCCCAAUUCUUUUCCAUUUUGUUUGAUAUGAUAUUGCCGUUCCUAAUGUUGUACUUGUUUACCUUCUAUCUUAUCUGGGACAGUAUCCUCAAUGCAAUUGCUGAGCUUUCCCGCUAUGGAGACCGAGAAUUCUACGGCCCUUGGUGGAAUUGUAGUGAUUGGGGAGAGUUUGCCCGAUUAUGGAACAUCCCUGUCCACAAGUUCUUGCUUAGACAUGUUUACCACUCUUCCAUAUCUACAUUCAGGGUCAACAAACACGCAGCUUCCUUUUUCACUUUUUUCUUAUCCAGUUUGGUCCAUGAAUUGGUAAUGUAUGUUAUUUUUGGUAAUUUGCGAGGCUAUUUAUUAUUUUUCCAGAUGUCCCAAAUCCCCAUGCAAAUUAUUGCCCAAAUGAAUUUUUUCAAGAAUAAACGGAUCCUAGGCAAUGUAUUUUGUUGGAUAGGCUUUAUUGCUGGUCCUAGUAUUAUAUGCACUUUGUAUUUAGUGUUUUAG
Spathaspora passalidarum NRRL Y-27907 is the source of this 1749-nucleotide messenger RNA. RefSeq names its product sterol acyltransferase (gene ARE2). Gene Ontology annotation, molecular function: ergosterol O-acyltransferase activity. Gene Ontology annotation, biological process: ergosterol metabolic process. Gene Ontology annotation, cellular component: endoplasmic reticulum membrane. Bases 1 to 1749 code for a protein of 582 amino acids. NCBI's taxonomy places the organism in Eukaryota, Fungi, Ascomycota, Pichiomycetes, Serinales, Debaryomycetaceae. The record is from RefSeq and is a predicted model, not a curated record. The transcript is spliced from 2 exons.